This is a messenger RNA of Dictyostelium discoideum AX4, 498 nucleotides long. RefSeq lists its product as hypothetical. The transcript has 4 exons. NCBI's taxonomy places the organism in Eukaryota, Evosea, Eumycetozoa, Dictyosteliales, Dictyosteliaceae. Bases 1 to 498 code for a protein of 165 amino acids. The record is from RefSeq and is a predicted model, not a curated record.
AUGUCUCGUAAAUUUAGUUUAGAAAUUGGAAAUUUACCAAUAAAAGCAAUAAAAUCAGAUUGGUUUAUAAAUUUAGAAGAAGCUAAAAAUCAAUGUUGUAGAAAAGUUUAUGAUUAUUUAAUUAUUGAACCAAUACCAUAUAUAUUAUAUAGAAAUAAUAGAAUAUUAAAGAAUAUUGGUGAAAAAGAAUAUGGAAUUGUUAGAAAAUGUAAAUCAUAUCAUUAUUUUAAAUGUCCAAUUAAAAAUACUGAAAAAGGUGAAUAUUUAAUUGAUUUAUCUAUAAAUGAUAAAAUUGAAAUUCAAGAUGUUUCAAAUGAUAAUUUUUUAGCUAUAGCUGAGAAUGAAAUUAAUUUAAUUUUAAUUCCCACUCAAAUUAAUUCACAUAAAAUAAAAAUUUAUACAUUUCAAAAAGGAAAAGAAUUAAGAAUUAGGAAAUAUAAUGGUACCUGUUCGUGUACAGUGAGAAUUUUAUUAGAAGAGGAUGUUUUUGAACAAUAA